Messenger RNA from Mycosarcoma maydis (corn smut), 1098 nucleotides. RefSeq lists its product as uncharacterized. Gene Ontology annotation, cellular component: cytoplasm. The record is from RefSeq and is a predicted model, not a curated record. Lineage: Eukaryota; Fungi; Basidiomycota; Ustilaginomycetes; Ustilaginales. Gene Ontology annotation, biological process: post-chaperonin tubulin folding pathway; tubulin complex assembly. The transcript has a single exon. The coding region runs from base 1 to 1098 and encodes 365 amino acids.
AUGGCUUCGUCCUCUUCUGUUGGCAAUGCAUCGUCAGCCGACGCCAUCUGUGCUCAAGCGUUCUAUACGCACUUUCGAGCGGCGACCGAAUCUCUGCUGACCCAACUUUCGACCUCGGCAACGUCGCCAGAGUUGCUGCAACACGCAUUGCAGACAUAUGCUGAGUUGAGCGCGCAAUUCACCCGAGCUGUGGACAGUGGUGUGCUACCGAGCCAUGAUCAACGCGUGCACAAGGAUAGGUUGCAAGACAUCUCUGCAGCCAUGCAAGACAAGAGCAGGGCGCUUACCGAACAACAGCAUCACGGUCAAAAACAGAGCAAGACGAGGGGCAGCUUCGCUUUCAAGCGCAAGCAGCCCGCAGCCACGUCUGCUUCGAUGCCAACGAGCACACCUCUGUCGACUUGGAAAGACGCAACAGCCAACGUCGAAAGCUUGACCGCCGAAGCGCAACUUGACGCAGCCCAAAGACGAUCCAACCAUUUGACCAUUUCGGCACUCCACGAGACCAAAUACACGCAUCCCGCACCGAACCCAACGCAAGCAGAGCCACCGACGUCGGUCUCUGUCGACCUGACCAACAUCUCGAAUUCAAUAGUCGACCUCCGACCGCUCGCAACAACGCAUACGAUCGUCGCACUCCAGAUCCGCAACGUCACUUGCUCUGCCAUCGCUCUACCACCCAUCGAAGGGAGCAUCAUGAUACACACGCUGUCCAACUCUAUGUUGAGCAUCCCAUCGUGCCAUCAAUUCCGCAUGCACCUCUCGACCAACGCCGUGGUCGCAUUGUCCACCAAACGAGCUAGUGUCGUCACCAUCGAGGGCUGCAAACGAAUCACAUUCGUCACUCAUAACCAUGAGCCGAUCAAGGUGCAAGACUUUGACGACCUCAUCAACAGCGAGCAGCUCAAGCAAGCAGGCAGCACCGACAUGCACGCCAACUUUAACGUGGUACAGCAUCACGGGCCUGAAUGGCUGACGAGCAGGAUCAACGCGUUGAUAACCAAGCACCAAGAGCUUACUACAAGUGGCUUUCGACACGAUUUCGAGCGUUGCAUGCAGCUCGGCCAACAAGAGUUGGAGACCGACUGGAACGCAUAG